AACGUGAGCGAGAGACUAGAAACAAGAAACUACAAAACCCAAAAACUAAUGGAAGAUUUGAUUCUGAAGCAUGUUAGCCUGGAGCACCCGGCCAACCAGCAAAGCCACGAGACAGAAGGGCUGAGCUCCAAACACCUGGUGGUGCGAAGAGGAGAGCCGUUCAGGGUCACCCUGUUCUUCCAGGGCCGGCUGUUCAACCCAGACAGAGACAGCCUGGUCUUCAGAGCACAGCUAGGUGGCCUCCUCGUGAAAUUCCCUGCCACCUUCUCGAAGCCGCAGUCAUAUUCCCAGUGGAACGCUGAGAUUGAGCCUGGGAAAAGUGCUCGCAGCCAGAGUGUCACCGUCACCAUCUUAGCGCCUGCCUUCUCCCCCAUCGGCCUGUACGAGCUCUGCCUUCACGUCCUGACUCAGCCCAGGCAGUACAGCUAUCGCAUCGGGGAGUUUGUGCUGCUCUAUAACCCCUGGUGUCCCGCCGAUUCAGUGUACCUUCAAACUGAAGAUCUGAGAGAAGAAUGUGUGAAAAGUGAUGUUGGAUUUUUGUACAUGGGUACCUCCAAGAAUGUGAUACCAAGACCAUGGGAAUUUGGCCAGUAUGAAGAAGGAAUCUUGGAGAUCUGCCUGGACCUUCUGAAAAUCAGUCCACAGCACAGGAGGAACUGGCAGAAGGACUACCUGUGUCGCUCGGACCCUGUGUACCUGAGCAGGGUGGUGUGCGCGAUGAUCAACUGUGAGGAUGACAGAGGGAUUCUGAAGGGGAAUUGGUCUGGGGUCUUCAAAAAUGGAGUUAGCCCCUCAGAGUGGUCGGGAAGUGCUGACAUACUGAAACUGUGGGCCGAAUCCAAGUUCAGCCCGGUGCACUACGGCCAGUGUUGGGUCUUUGCAGCUGUCAUGUGCACAGUCAUGAGAGUCCUGGGAAUCCCGUGCAGGGUCGUCACCAACUUCAACUCUGCCCACGACACCAAUGCCAACCUUGUUAUCGAGGAAUACUAUGACGGGAUGGGGAAAAAACUACACAUGAGCAAAGAUAGCAUUUGGAAUUUCCACGUGUGGGUUGAAUGCUGGAUGGCUCGUCGUGACUUAGGGUCUGGUUUUGACGGAUGGCAAGUUUUGGACCCAACUCCUCAGGAACGAAGUGGUGGAAUAUUCUGCUGCGGCCCUUCUCCCGUGAAGGGCAUCAGGGACCGCCGUUUGAACCUGAUCUACGACGUGCCCUUCGUCUACGCCGAGGUGAACGCGGAUGUUCACACGGUCAUCGUGCAGAACGGACAGGUGCUGUCCCGCAGCGUGGACAAGGAGAGAGUGGGCUCGGUCAUCUGCACCAAGAGCGUGGGGUCCGCCUUGCCCCAAAACGUGACCAGCGCCUACAAAAACACCAAAGCUGUAAUGCCUUCAAACAGAAGUACAGAUGGAAGUCCGAGGUCAAGACGAUCAUAUGCUAAUCGAGAAGAAAAACAUACCUUGGCCCUUUCCAUGAGUCUGGACAAGACACCUAUCGCUGGGGAGACCAUCUCUUUUACAGUCACUGUCACCAACAAGGAGAAUUCCCCCAAAAUCCUGAAGGAACACAUUAAUGCACAGGCCAAGGAGUACAACAGUAGUCCACUAGAGACCUUCUGGGAGGUCCACAACUUGCUACGACUGGCCCCCUAUGAAGUCAAGACCACCGUCCAUCACAUUACCCACUCUGAGUAUGACGAGAUGCUGUUGGGUGAUGGCCUGGUGAACCUCGCUGUGGUAAUGCAGGACAUAGGCAGCUAUGAACGAGUUCUGGUUACAGAAGAGUUUAACAUCACCAACCCACUGAUCUCCAUUUCGAUGACUGGCAAUGAUUACGUGGUGAAGAAUGAAAAACGCGAAGCUCGCUUUCUCUUCAGAAACCCUUUCCAUAUUCCCAUGAGUGGCGUACUGACAGUCAUGGGAGCUGGUUUAUUGCACAAAAAAGUACAUUCAAAUGUGAGCCUCCAGCCGGGUGAAAUCAUGGAGGAAAAGAUCUCUUUCACCCCAAAGGCAGCCGGUACCAAGAUGCUCCACGCCAACCUGGUAUUCAAAAACCGGCCCAUGGUGAUAAGGGGCUUCACAACCGUGCUGGUCAGAGCAACGUAAACCCUGUCCCUGGUCCAGAUGAGCAGUGACUUCACCACUGUACCAGUGAUUGAACUGAUUUCCACCAUUUCCACCACAGAAAGCACUGUACUUUUAUUUUUUUAAAUUUAUUGUUUCCCCAAUUUUUUUCAUAUUUAUUCAUUUGAAAGCAGAAAUGACAACUUUCGUUGUCCAUUCUAUUACUUAUGAUGGAUCUGUGUUUAUAAUUCAGUGGAAGCAAGCAGUGUAUGUUACCGUAGUGCAAAGCUAAUACUAAACUAUUAUUUGUAGAUGUAGAAUGAGUCCAGCUCCAUCGUUACUUCUGGGUUAUUUCCCAUUGGCUUUCCAUUCAAUUCAUGCGGGUAAUAUGUGGUGGUACACUUACAGCAUAGUUGCUCAAAGAAGUAAAAUAAAUAUACAGAGGUAAUAGUAGAUCCUAUUAAUGGUGGUUUGAUUAAGUUUACCCAUCACUACUGUAUAGGUAUAUUCUUGCAUUCAGGCAUGUGAGACUUGUGUGUAAUCCACUGUUUUUUAAUGUGAUGUAUAGUAUUUGCCUCUCCCUGAAUGAACGUCAUAGCCUGUGUCUAGCCUAUGUGAUGCAUAGACUGUACUAUUCAUACGCGAGACAUUCCUUAUUUAAUAUUUUGUACCUGCUGUCUUAUUUAUUGUAUAAUAUAUAUUUUUUUAUUCUUAAAUAUGAGUGAAUAUAAAUAUAAUAAAUAUAAAUAUAAUAUAAAUACAAAUAUUUUUAAUAUAAAUAAGUAAAAAUGAUUUGUGCUGGUCAAUCCAUUUACAAACUCAAAAAUGCGCUUUUGUCUUGUCAUUUUCAAAGUAAAUUUGAGUUUACAUUUAUAUUUCUGUUCUCAACACAUUUCUGGGGAGGUGCGUGUCAGGCUACGCCAUAGGGAACGCGGCUACGCGUAGGCAGUGCCGUAGCCUUUGCGUAGACUCAACGCAGAAGGAGAAGUAGAAACCAGGCUUUAAUCUUCCAAAUCACAGUGCUACAUGUUUUUGAAUUCUUGCAGCUUUGGAUUCAUAAAAAUUAAAAUAAAAAGAAUAAUUUCCCAAUUCUGAUAAUCUGACAAA
This is a messenger RNA of Conger conger (European conger), 3168 nucleotides long. It is a transcript of the gene tgm5l, whose product is annotated as transglutaminase 5, like. The record is from RefSeq and is a predicted model, not a curated record. Gene Ontology annotation, molecular function: protein-glutamine gamma-glutamyltransferase activity. Lineage: Eukaryota; Metazoa; Chordata; Actinopteri; Anguilliformes; Congridae. The transcript is spliced from 15 exons. Gene Ontology annotation, biological process: peptide cross-linking. Bases 49 to 2103 code for a protein of 684 amino acids.